AUGCGACGACCCAACGGUGAUCAGUUCACCUGCAUCUCCCCCCAGCCUUUGCCAAACGGUGACUCCGCCUGUGACUGCUUCCUCUCCAAUGGCACGCAGCCCAGCUACUUCUCCAAUCACAUGUUCUUCGACUUUCGGAAUCUGACCAAGGACGCCGGCGUCCCAGCACUCAUCACCAACGAGACGCUGGCAACAAUCGCCCGUCCGACGAGCGAGUACUUUUCCAGCGAUGAAUGGACGAGUGUAUGGCAGCUUCAAGGAUGGAGUAAUAGCGAGGGCAAGGGCAAGAGCCUGUCUGGCGCGGCAACGGUCCUAAUGGUCAACUCUCCAAGCAACGUGUACAUCCAAAAGAACGGCGACGACAAUGCCGCAUCAGACACGUACAUGGCACUAAGAACUCAGCGUCUUCCCAAAUUCCAGACCGCAGCAGCCUUCCAGACAAAGACGUCGGACUAUCAGUUCGUGUCUCUGCGCAUGCUGGCCCGAACAACUGGCGGUCCAGGAGCCGUAACCGCCAUGUUCACGUAUCGAGAUGCCACGUCGACAUCUAGCGUGCAAGAAGCAGACUUUGAAGUCCUGACUCGCGGUCCGCGGGAAAGAGUCCAGCUCACCAACCAGCCCUCCUUCAACAGCAAUGGCCAGGUGAAUCCAGAUGCCACGCGCAACGUCACGCUGCCGGACAGCAUGAUCUGGAGCCAAUGGGCUGUUUACCGGCUCGACUGGACUUCACAGAGCAGCGUCUGGUAUGUAAACGGUCAGCAGCUUGCCAACGUCACAUUCCAGGUCCCGCAGGAAGCUUCGGGAAUCAACUUCAAUGCAUGGAGCGACGGCGGAAGCUGGAGCGGAAACAUGAGCGUGUAUGACCAGGCCGGCCUGCAGAUCCAGUGGAUCGAGAUGAUAUACAACACCUCCGCCCAGACGCCAGCAAGGAGGGAUCCCAGUCGCCUCUGGAGCCGCGACACGGGCCCCCAGGGAGAACUGCUCCGGCGGCGAGACUUGUCGUCCCGCACAAGCAGUGACAGCUGCAAGGUCGUAUGCAGCAUCGACGAGGUCGCGGAAGCGGGAGUCGCCACUAUGCUGUGGAAUAGCACAGCCACGCGGAUAGUCGCCUCUGUAGCCGUAACACGAUACACUAUCUAG
Molecule: messenger RNA, 1140 nt
Organism: Trichoderma virens Gv29-8
Lineage: Eukaryota; Fungi; Ascomycota; Sordariomycetes; Hypocreales; Hypocreaceae
Product: glycoside hydrolase family 16 protein
Exons: 3
Coding region: 1-1140 (379 amino acids)
Biological process (GO): carbohydrate metabolic process
Molecular function (GO): hydrolase activity, hydrolyzing O-glycosyl compounds
Source: RefSeq, a predicted model, not a curated record